This is a messenger RNA of Platichthys flesus (European flounder), 4955 nucleotides long. RefSeq names its product guanine nucleotide-binding protein G(s) subunit alpha-like. Lineage: Eukaryota; Metazoa; Chordata; Actinopteri; Pleuronectiformes; Pleuronectidae. Gene Ontology annotation, molecular function: GTP binding; GTPase activity; D1 dopamine receptor binding. Gene Ontology annotation, biological process: sensory perception of chemical stimulus; adenylate cyclase-activating dopamine receptor signaling pathway. Gene Ontology annotation, cellular component: heterotrimeric G-protein complex. The record is from RefSeq and is a predicted model, not a curated record. The coding region runs from base 1520 to 2659 and encodes 379 amino acids. The transcript is spliced from 12 exons.
CGUGAGAGCCGUUUGCCCCACCCCACCUCCUCGGCGCUAUCUAUCUCAAUGUGCGAUUCUCAGAGAAAAACGGGGGCAACAAUAAUUCAGAGCGAAGCGGCGAGCGAGCGUCUGUGGUUUCCCCGGGCGGUUGAUCGGAGCGGACGCGGCCUCUCGGCGGUGCGAAGAUGAGCGUGUCGCCGCCGGACCAGUGAUUGAAAACACCGCGGUACGUCCAUGUAUCAUGCACAUGUAGCCGUAAUACUGCCACACGGAUUCAAAGGGAAUACAAGGAGCCGAGGGACUUGACAGCGAGCUGUACCUGCGCCAAACGGGCAAAUAGCGGCGGAUUUUUCCACGAAGAUCACCUGGAUUUCUUUUUUUUUUUUUUGGGGCGUUUUUAUUCAAGGACGUCCAGCUGCCAGAAGAGAGAGACCCGCCUGAGCUCGUCCGGAGAAGCUUCCCCGAUGUGAGGAGAAAUACAAAUUAACGUUACGGAGAGAAGAAGGACGGAGAAGGGCCCUUUUUCCGUGGGUCCGGUCAAACCCUUCCGAACAGGCGAGCGCUAGCAUCUGUUGACGGGGGGAGGAAAUCAUUUUGACAUCGGCUAAAAAACCGGAUAUUAUUGAUAAGGUUACAAACAACCUACGCCCCCACCACCCGAAAAAGAAAGAAGGUGUAUAAUGUGCAGGAUUGGCGUUAGACAACGAAGCCCCGGUGUAGCCUGAUGAUUCACAUGCCGUCAUUUUAAGAGGAAAUAUUUAUUUUUUAUUUCCCCCCCUAUUUGUCAUUUGAUGUGCUUCGAUCAGCACCGAUUGAAAAGAAUCCCGUACAAAUAACAACCUUAAAAAAAACUAUAUAUCUAAAGGAACAAAUAAAAAAGGUGGAGGAAAAAAUAGCGCUUGGGUUGUGAGUGGAAAUGAAUGGCAGUGUGAGGAAUCUGCUGAAGAUGGGCACAGGAGGAGACAUUUGCUGAGAAAAUUAACUAUACAAAGCGUAGAAAUAAAUAGAUUUAAAGAAAGAAGAAGAAGAAGAAGAAGAAGAAGCCAGCGUUUGGCUCGAAAGGAAACUGGGGACCGCCGACCUUCAUUCAUGUGCAUCGCCAGGCUGGAAAUUUCACAUCCACUCUCGUAUCAGUGUUGAUGACUUCAUUGCGGAUUUACAGUGAAAAACACAGGAAUCAAGCGUCUGUGAGGGCGGCAUCGCUGCUCUGCUCAUCUCUGACUGAUCUCUGGUUGAUUUAUUGCCAGUAAAUAGCCACAUCCAUCCAUCCAUCCAUCCAGCCACACUGUGUACACCGCCUGCUGGGGCCCCCAGCGUCUCCUGCCUACUAACAGGUUUACAUCUGUCUCGUCUGCAUCUGGCAACAUAAAUGUCACCCAUUUUGAGCCAGGUGUUCCUCUGCUGGGCCAGUCUAGGAAUUUAGGAUCCACUUCUUCCUCUGAUCAACACCCUCACCCUCCCUUCCUGCACCCACCCAACCAACCAUCCACCCACCCUGCCUCCCCCCCCUGAACCUGUCACUGGGUUUGUUGGGAAGAUGGGCUGUCUUGGCAAUAGUAAGACCGAAGACCAACGAAAUGAGGAGAAGGCACAGAGGGAAGCCAACAAAAAGAUAGAGAAGCAGCUCCAAAAAGACAAACAGAUAUACCGGGCGACUCACCGGCUACUACUACUAGGGGCCGGUGAAUCCGGGAAAAGCACGAUAGUCAAACAGAUGCGAAUACUGCAUGUCAAUGGCUUCAAUGCAGAGGAGAAAAAACAGAAAAUACAUGAUAUUAAAAACAACAUUAAAGAAGCUAUAGAGACGAUCGUGGCCGCCAUGACUACGCUCACACCGCCAUGCCAGUUAGCCUGUCCUGCAAACAAAAGCCAAAUCAAAUAUGUCAUGCACCAAGCAAACCAGAAGGAUUUUGAGUUUUCUAAAGAGUUUUACGACCACACAAAGAUGCUCUGGCAGGACGAUGGCGUGCGGGCCUGCUGGGAAAGGUCCAACGAAUAUCAGCUCAUCGACUGUGCACAGUACUUCUUAGACAGGAUCGAUGUUGUCCGGCAGAGCGACUACACACCCACUGAUCAGGACCUGUUGAGAUGCCGAGUUCUGACAUCCGGGAUCUUCGAGACGAGAUUUCAAAUAGACAAAGUCAAUUUCCAUAUGUUUGAUGUUGGAGGUCAGAGGGACGAGCGUAGAAAAUGGAUCCAGUGUUUUAACGAUGUGACAGCCAUCAUCUUUGUGGUGGCGAGUAGCAGCUACAACAUGGUGAUCAGAGAAGACAAUCAGACCAACAGACUACAGGAAGCCCUCAACCUUUUCAAGAACAUCUGGAACAACAGGUGGCUACGGACCAUCUCGGUAAUCCUCUUCCUGAACAAGCAGGACCUGCUCGCCGAGAAGGUUUUGGCAGGGAAAUCUAAGAUUGAAGAGUAUUUCCCGGAGUUUGCACGUUACACUACACCUGAUGAUGCAAUACCAGAGCCAGGGGAGGAUCCUCGCGUCACAAGGGCAAAGUACUUUAUCCGGGACGAGUUUCUGAGGAUCAGCACAGCCAGCGGGGACGGCCGGCAUUACUGUUACCCCCACUUCACCUGCGCGGUCGACACAGAAAACAUCCGCCGCGUCUUCAAUGACUGUCGCGACAUCAUACAGAGGAUGCACCUACGGCAGUACGAGCUGUUGUGAUGGGGAAGCGGCGCCCCUGCGACUUAUUUACCUACCGUCCUACCUAUCUUCCCCCGGCCCCCCACACCCCAGCCACCACCGACACGACCAGUUAGCCAAUCACCCCCCUCUCCACUUCCACCAACUUCACCAGACGACCGAGGGAACAAGCGAGCGACUGACCGCCUGCCCUCCCCUCCACCCCGAUACAACUCCUGCCGCCAACACAGUUUCAGAACAACCCCAGCGUGGAAAGAGGUUUUGUUCUCAUGGAUUCACCAACAACAGUUUCAUCGACUAUUAUCCAGGACUGAUUCCUGUACUCAGCCACACUUCGACCCAUGAAAGAGGGUCGAGACUGGAAUCUUUGUGCAGGCUAUUCCUCCUUUUAGCUCUCUCUCUCUCUCUCUCUCUCCCUCGCUCUCUCUCAGAUAUAUGAAUACACACUCGCAGGUACACACGCACCCACACGACAGACAUUCAGAGCCUUUAAAUAGGUUUUAGUGUCUCAUAUCACACACACACACACACACACUUUUAAUACCAAGCCCUCCUGCUUUUAACAGUCGGCAGAGGCUGGAUUCAAUAAUGCAUCCUGAGAGAGAGGUAGUUUAUUCACCGCGUGCUGACGACGAUCCAGGUGGAGACAGAUAGAAGAAGAAGAAGAAGAAGAAGAAGAGAAAGAUGAAAAUGGAUGGAGGGUGGCAAACUGACACAGCGGAGAGCUGUGAGCCUUUUUUCUUUUCGUGCCCGAGGACGGACUAAUUGACUACCGGCUGCCUGUGGUCGUGAGCGUGACUCGGACAUACGAACACAUGGCUCACAUGACCUGCUCUUCAGGAAAUCGUUUGAGGCGGGUUGGCAGAAAACAACAAAAAACAGAAAGGAGGAGAAAAAUAAGAAUAAUACCAUACAAGGCAUAAAUCCAUGCAUACCAGUGAACUUCAUGCAGUGCAAAAAAUCCAAGCUAUAUAAAUAUAUAUAUAUAGAUAUUUAUAUAUGAGUGUAUAUAAAUAUGUAUAUAUAUAUAAAUAUUAUAUAUUCCUGUAAUAACACAAUUCAACUUUUACGUUUUUGUUAGUUUUUACCCCAUGUUGAGUGUUGGUGUACACUGUGUGUGUGUGAUCUGCCUUUGUGCACCAUUGAAACCCCCACUACACACACACACACACACACACACACACACACACACACACACACACACACACAUCCUGGUCCCCCUGCCCCUGCUGCUAAUCGACAAAUACGGAAAAUAAAGAAAGACGAAAGUUUUUAUUUAAUAAGGAAAAGACAGAUUAAUAAAAAAGGAAAGCAUUAAGUAAAAGGAAUGACUUAACCAGACUGGAUGCAACAUAUUUACCUGGUAACACACACACACACACACAGACAAACAAACACACACCAACACCGACAUGCUCCAGCCCUCACCAGCACCCUCCCUCUCCACACGAAGCCCCACCCCCUCACCUGUCGUCUUGUUCUCCCCCCCCACACACACACACCUCUCUCCUCCCCCUCCCGGCUUUAAGUACGUCUGUCUUUAUUUUACUGCUGGACUAUUAUUCUUGUACAGACUGUAAAAUGUAUUAUUUUGUACAACUUUAUUGAAGAAAAAAAAAUAACUUGUAGAAGAUCCCUGUGCCUUGAUCACGACUGUACAUGUAAAAAUGAGCUAAUAUGUAAGUUAUGUUUCACUGCGCUGUACAGCUGGACGGGUCUGUCCCACCUCGUCCGAGCUAUUUCACCCCUCCACUGGGGGCUGGGGACUGGGGGGGAGGGGGGAGGGGCAUCGGAUCGGGGCGGAGGCCUUUUGUCUGUUGCUUAGUUUCCUUAUAUUUUGUUUAACCCCCUCCCCACACAUUUGUUUGUUUAUUGACUCAUCUGUUUUGCUUUGACUCUCCUUUGGUUCAUAUAAUAGGAUUUGAAGAAAAAAAAAAAUGAAGAAGAAAGAAAAAAAAAAAAAAGAUAAUCAGACACACCACCUUAAUGCCGUGUAGUGAAAGAUACUGAACCCUAACACAAUUUAAUAUAUAUAAAAUAUAUUUGAGAUUUUAUAUUUUAUAUAUAUGUACUGUACACUUAUAUCUAUCUCCCUUGUGAGCUGUCCCCCAGCUUUCCUUUGCUUUCUGUCAGUAACAUCUGCAUACAUUUUCAGAAGGUGGCGAUUCUGGGUGCAGUGGGAUGGGGAUUAAUUUCUUUUCUUUUUUUUAUUUUAGCUUUAACUCUUUUGAAGGAGAGGGGAAUAUCCAAUUGCAAAGCAUUGCUUGUUUCUACAUAAACCAAAUUCUUUUUGCUUAAACAAGAAGAAAAGGUUGUA